AUGGGUUUCUUAUCGUCGAACCGACCGAAUACACGUCAGUACCGUCCGCUACUACACCUUGCUGGCCCUACCAUUGCUGUUGCUGUCUUGCUAUGCCCUUCGACACCAAGGGCGCAUGCUCUGGGUGGUUGGUCUCAAACCACCCCCUUGUCAAGCCCACCAGAUUCCUCGACUAUCCCCAAGGUCCUCGUCAUAUGCGCCUACAUUAUUCCAAUCACGGUAUAUGCAUAUAGCAUGCGAACGGCCUACGAUGUGGCAACAUUGGUGUCUCUACGUGCCAAGGUCUGCCCGAGUAUAAAUCUCAGGGCCUGGGACUUUAUGGGUAUCGCCCAGCUCCUUGGCGAACGAGAAUCCUUCAUGGACAAUGCGAGUGACGCGAACAGCACACUUCGAGUCUACGAUGUACAAUGGGGGAGUGUGUUCCCCUGCUACAAUAGUGGGGUGGCGUCUUGCGUUAAAGAAAACGCGUUUCGUCAAGCGAAGGUCCCUCUGACAAUAUCUGAGGAUAACCUGAAUGAGUGGAUACUGGCGAACAAGGCAGAUCUCGAAAAGAAUUUCCAACAUGAUCCCUCAGAUGACUUGGAGUCACCACCAGCAUUUCAGAGCGAUGUCUACUGUGGAGAAACGGUAGAAAACGUCGUCCAGCGUAAACAGGAGUAUGGCCGUCGCCAGUAUCUCGACAUCGUCUAUGUUUCGCGAGAAAGAGAACACCCUCGAGUCGUGAAUAGCGCCCUAGAUCAGUUUCAGCGUCUCACCACUUCUCAGUGGCCAUUUUUGCUACUAAGCUCUGUAGCAGCCUUGGUCUUGACCGAGUACCAAUGCAUCGGUACAGGUGCUCUCCUCCUCAUUCGAGCCGUCGCGCGUUUCCUGGCCCUACGUAUCAAUGUCAAACGACCACCGCUAUACCUUCGAAAUCGGGAGAGCGCCACCCCAACAUUCAGGAUGGCGGCAAGCGCCGAGUACGCAGCCUACAUGUAA
This is a messenger RNA of Parascedosporium putredinis, 978 nucleotides long. Lineage: Eukaryota; Fungi; Ascomycota; Sordariomycetes; Microascales; Microascaceae. The record is from the annotation of a GenBank genome assembly.